AUGGUCAACGAAGCGGAUAUUUUAAAGGCAAUUAGUGAUCUAGAGUCGCAAAAAACGCCUCAAUAUGCCAAAACUGCCAGAAAAUAUAAUCUUGAGCCUUCGACCUUAAGGCGCCGGUAUAAAGGCCAGACCGUAUCAAACCAGGAAGCAACUUCUAUUCACUGCAAACUCCUUACAGAUGCCCAAGAAGAAGUUCUUCUUCGUCAUAUCUCGAAGCUCUCGUCUCGUGGAUUACCUCCAACGCCUCAAAUUCUCCGAAAUCUUGUUGUAGAGCUUCUACAACAUGAUGUUGGGGAGUGCUGGAUUCGUCGAUUCUGUCACCACUACCACAAUCGAAUUGAUAAGAAAAUCAAAAAAUAUCGCAUCAGCCCAUCAAAUACCUAUAACUUUGAUGAGAAAGGAUUCAAUAUAGGCCUCUGUCAUACUGAAAAGCGGAUUGUCUUAAAAUCUCAGCUCCAUUCAAAGAAAUUACUUGGUGCAAUUCAAGACAGGAGCACAGAAUUUAUUACUUUUAUUGCAUAUAUUUGUGCUAAUGGAAUAGCAAUUCCUCCAGCUCUUAUUUACCAAGGCGAGUUAGGAGAUCUACAAGAUACUUGGCUUAAAGAUUUUGACAGCUUAAGAGAGAAGGCAUACUGUUGGUUGCUUCGUGCAAUCGAGAUGCCUGGCACUGGUAUGCAGCAAGGAGAGGUCACGUAUGGCUUACACGUGACCUCGUCAAGCAAGGACUAUAUAGACCGCGUCAGGGCCUCAUUAAGACAGACAGACACAACAGAACACAGAACCCAAUAA
Messenger RNA from Talaromyces stipitatus ATCC 10500, 789 nucleotides. RefSeq lists its product as uncharacterized. NCBI's taxonomy places the organism in Eukaryota, Fungi, Ascomycota, Eurotiomycetes, Eurotiales, Trichocomaceae. The record is from RefSeq and is a predicted model, not a curated record. The transcript is spliced from 2 exons. The coding region runs from base 1 to 789 and encodes 262 amino acids.